Seriola dumerili (greater amberjack) is the source of this 1892-nucleotide messenger RNA. RefSeq names its product phosphatidylinositide phosphatase SAC1-A. Gene Ontology annotation, molecular function: phosphatidylinositol-4-phosphate phosphatase activity. Lineage: Eukaryota; Metazoa; Chordata; Actinopteri; Carangiformes; Carangidae. Gene Ontology annotation, cellular component: endoplasmic reticulum. The transcript has 20 exons. Gene Ontology annotation, biological process: phosphatidylinositol dephosphorylation. The coding region runs from base 28 to 1788 and encodes 586 amino acids. The record is from RefSeq and is a predicted model, not a curated record.
CGUCACUGAGGUCAAACGGGAGGAAAGAUGGCGAGCACCUAUGAGAGCUUCAACUUGCGCACCACACCAGAGAAGUUUUACAUAGAGGCCUGUGACGAUGGCUCCGAGGACGUCCUGGCUAUUGACAGAGUGUCAACUGAGAUGACUCUGACAGUGAGGAGGGACAUCCCUGCAUCAGCCGAGACCAGGCCAGUAUGUGGACUCAUGGGGACUAUACGUCUGGUGGCAGGUAUGUACCUGGUGGUGAUCACAAAGAAGCAGAAGGUGGGGGAUCUGCUCGGUCACGCUGUGUGGAAGGCUCUGGACUUUGACAUCAUCUCCUAUAAGAAAACGAUACUUCACCUGACAGACAACCAGAUGCAAGACAACAAGGCUUUCCUGUCGAUGAUCAACAGUGUUCUUCACACAGACGGCUUCUACUUCGCUACAGACUACGACCUGACACACACCCUGCAGCGGCUGGCCAACACCAGCCCCGAGUUCCAGGAGAUGAGCCUUCUGGAGAGGGCAGAUCAGCGUUUUGUCUGGAACGGUCACCUGUUGCGGGAGUUCAUGGCUCAGCCGGAGCUGCACAAGUUUGUGUAUCCUGUCAUCCACGGCUUCAUCACCAUGAAGUCGUGCUGCAUCAACGGGAAGGUGUUUGAGUGGAGCAUCAUCUCCAGGAGGAGCUGUUUCAGAGCCGGCGUCCGCUACUACGUCCGAGGCAUUGACUCUGAAGGCCACGCUGCUAACUACGUAGAGACGGAGCAGAUCGUGCAGUUCAACAGCGCCAAGGCCUCGUUUGUUCAGACCAGAGGCUCCAUCCCCUUCUACUGGUCCCAAAGACCCAACCUGAAGUACAAGCCCAAACCACAGAUCAACAAGACAGUGAACCAUUUGGACGGAUUCCAGAGACACUUUGACUCACAGAUCAUUCUCUAUGGAAGACAAGUCAUUCUGAACCUGAUCAACCAGAAGGGCUCAGAGAAGCCACUGGAGAUGGCGUUUGACAAGAUGGUGACCAGCCUGGGUAACGGCAUGAUCAAGUACAUAGCGUUUGACUUCCACAAGGAGUGCAGUCGGAUGAGGUGGCACCGCCUGCAGAUCUUACUGGACAUGGUCGCUGAGAUGCAGGAUGAAUCUGGAUAUUUCCUGGUGGAUGCAGAUGGGAAGGUGCUGCUGAACCAGGAGGGGACGUUUCGGAGCAACUGCAUGGACUGUCUGGACCGGACCAAUGUGAUCCAGAGUCUGCUGGCACGGCGGUCUCUGCAGUCACAGCUACGGAAAAUGGGUGUCCUGCACACGGGCCAGCAGAUUGAGGAGCAGGCAGACUUUGAGAAGGUGUACAAGAACGCCUGGGCAGACAAUGCUGACGCCUGUGCCAAGCAGUACGCUGGAACUGGAGCCUUGAAGACAGACUUCACCAGGACGGGGAAGAGGACUCAGUGGGGGCUGCUGAUGGACGGCUGGAACUCCAUGAUCCGAUAUUACAAAAACAACUUCUCUGACGGGUUUAGACAGGACUCCAUUGAUGUAUUCCUGGGGAACUAUGCUGUGGAGGAAGCUGAUUGGACCACGCCUCUGCGUGACCCCAAAGACUGGAAGUUCCUGACGCUGCCCAUCAUCAUGGUGGUCGCCUUCUCCAUGUGCAUCAUCUGCCUGCUGAUGGCUGGUGACACGUGGACUGAGACUCUGGCCUACGUCUUGUUCUGGGGGACGGCCAGCGUGGUGACGGGCGGCCUCAUCCUCUUUAACGGCCGUGACUUUGUCGAUGCUCCCAAGCUGGUGCAGAAGGAGAAGCUGGACUGAACGUGUGUGUGUGGAAAGCAGCUUGGCCCUGGAGAGCUCACCGCCUCAUCCUCCAGCUCUUCAUCACUUUACCCCCAGCAUCAGCAUCAGCAUCAGCAUCAGCA